Molecule: messenger RNA, 603 nt
Organism: Rosa rugosa (rugosa rose)
Lineage: Eukaryota; Viridiplantae; Streptophyta; Magnoliopsida; Rosales; Rosaceae
Product: NAC domain-containing protein 100-like
Exons: 3
Coding region: 102-392 (96 amino acids)
Biological process (GO): regulation of DNA-templated transcription
Molecular function (GO): DNA binding
Source: RefSeq, a predicted model, not a curated record
ACCUGCACAAGAAGGUUAUCGAUUCCAACUUCAGCUGCAAAGCAAUUGGUGAUGUGGACUUGAACAAGUCUGAGCCUUGGGAUUUGCCAUAUAAAGUGAAAAUGGGAGAGAAGGAAUGUUACUUUUUUUGUGUGAGGGAUAGAAAGUAUCCAACUGGUCUGAGGACAAACAGAGCAACUGAAGCUGGAUAUUGGAAAGCGAUAGGGAAAGACAAGGAGAUUUACAAAGGGAAAUCCUUGGUUGGCAUGAAGAAGACCCUUGUUUUUUACAAGGGCAGAGCCCCAAUAGGUGAAAAGAACAAAUUUGUGAUUUGUAGGGUCUUUGAAAAAUCUGCUGGUGGUAAAAAAAUCUAUAUCACUGGACUUGUGAAUUUGGGUUCUCAUGGAACUUAAAUGCGUUCGUCUGGUUUACCACCAUUGUUGGACACAGGGCCUUACAAUGGUGCCAAUACCAGACCGGCUUCAGAGUCGAAUUACGUGCCCUGCUUCUCCAACCAUGAAUCCAUUGAUUCUCAAAGAAACCAAGGGAUUGUUGAUUACAUCAACAACAAUCCUCUUUUCUCCGUUUCUUCGAAUCCUUCAAACAACAACGCUUUCCCACGAG